Messenger RNA from Aspergillus oryzae RIB40, 1062 nucleotides. It is a transcript of the gene snf4, whose product is annotated as AMP-activated serine/threonine-protein kinase regulatory subunit SNF4. NCBI's taxonomy places the organism in Eukaryota, Fungi, Ascomycota, Eurotiomycetes, Eurotiales, Aspergillaceae. The transcript has 6 exons. The record is from RefSeq and is a predicted model, not a curated record. Bases 1 to 1062 code for a protein of 353 amino acids.
AUGCUAUUAUCUCCAACCACGAGCUGCGAUUUCCUACUAUUCAUUCGCCUAUACUCUUCUCUCCGAGAAUGCCUAGCGAAUAUAUGUGCCAUUCGCAACUUCCUCAAAGUCCGUAACAGUUACGAUGUCCUUCCGCUUAGCUUUCGGCUUAUCAUCUUCGACACGUCUUUGUCAGUGAAAGAGAGUUUGAAUAUCUUAAUCCAAAAUGGCAUGUACCUCCCUUAUUCGGUGAAUAGCGCGGUGCCGGUGUCGCGAAAUGGCAUCGUGUCAGCUCCGUUAUGGGACUCUAAAACCUCGACUUUCGCGGGUCUUCUCACCACCUCCGAUUACAUCAAUGUCAUUCAAUACUAUUUUCAGAACCCUGCGGCUCUGGGUGAAAUAGAUCAAUUCCGACUGGACAGCCUCCGAGAGGUAGAAAAGGCUUUAGGGGUUGCGCCACCGGAGACCAUUUCCAUCGAUCCGGAGAGGCCUCUCUAUGAAGCCUGUCGGCGCAUGCUUGACUCUCGGGCUCGACGAAUUCCUUUGGUCACCAACGAUAGUCAAACGGACCGAGCGCAUGUCCUGAGUGUCGUUACACAAUACCGUAUCUUGAAAUUCGUCGCCGUCAAUGUCAGUGACACACAGAAGCUGCGCAGGCCCCUAGGGGAGAUAUUGCUUGGCAGCUAUGAAAAUGUAGCAACAGCAUCAAUGGAUACGCCCGUUAUCGAUGUGAUCCAUAUCCUUGUGGAGCGGAGCAUAUCGAGUGUACCCAUUGUAAACUCGGAAGGUGUUGUAUACAACGUCUUCGAAUCAGUUGAUGUUAUCACAUUGAUCAAAGGUGGUGUAUACGAUGACUUAAGUCUAACGGUUGGAGAGGCAUUGAAAAAACGGUCCCCAGACUUCCCUGGUAUCUAUACAUGCUCGUUAAAUGAUGGUCUGGAUACUAUCUUUGACACAAUUCGCAAGUCUCGUGUUCACCGCCUGGUAGUGGUGGACGAAAACUUCCGACUAAAAGGCGUUCUCACAUUGAGUGAUAUUCUGCAAUAUAUCCUUCUAGAAGGCGAAAACGACGAAUCGUCCUAA